Messenger RNA from Vitis vinifera (wine grape), 919 nucleotides. Its product is annotated as autophagy-related protein 8C. Gene Ontology annotation, biological process: cellular response to nitrogen starvation. NCBI's taxonomy places the organism in Eukaryota, Viridiplantae, Streptophyta, Magnoliopsida, Vitales, Vitaceae. The record is from RefSeq and is a predicted model, not a curated record. The transcript is spliced from 6 exons. Bases 361 to 729 code for a protein of 122 amino acids.
CCCACUUCAAUGGAAAUUUGUGAUGGUGACAUGCCAUAUAUUCAAUUGUUGGCUCAAUGAUCAAACCUUGAAAUUGGUUGAAUCUAAAUGCAUAAGAACCGCAAAGGGCCUACGAAAACAGUUUUCUUGUAACACAGGCAACUCAGUUCAACGUUGGUUCAUUGCAUUGGGUUUGGUUUUGGAAUCCCAGACAAGUUUCUUCUCUGUAAGAAACCCCAAAUAUUUGUUUCCUGAUUUUGACACUAUAAACGUGAUCAAUCAUCCAAUCAUUCUCCAAACCCUGAUCUUCUUCAUUUUGACAUUAAUUUUAUUUUUUUAUUUUUAGUUUUUGAGAGACGAGGUAGGGGUAUAAGUCUCACCAUGGCCAAAAGCUCCUCCAACUUCAAGCUUGAACACCCUCUGGAAAAGAGGCAGACAGAAGCUGCUCGCAUCAGAAAAAAGCAUCCGGAUAGAAUACCAGUGAUUGUGGAGAAGGCCAAUAGGAGUGACAUACCUAGCAUUGAUAAGAAGAAAUACUUGGUUCCUGCAGAUUUGACUGUGGGGCAGUUUGUUUAUGUCAUCCGGAAAAGGAUUAAGCUCAGUGCUGAGAAAGCCAUAUUUGUCUUUGUCAAGAACACUCUACCGUCAACUGCUGCAUUGAUGUCUGCUAUCUAUGAGGAAAACAAGGAUGAAGAUGGUUUUCUCUACAUGACCUACAGUGGUGAGAACACAUUCGGAUUCUGCAAAUAGAACCUCAAAGCUGUAAAUUCUCGUCAGUUCCCUUACAUUCAAUGGCCACCCUGCUUUCCCAUACACUUUACCCUAGUCAAUGUUGAUUAGUAACAAUAAUUGGAUUAUGCAAGUAGUUUGAUUUUAUGUUUGAAUCUUUACAGCUGAGAUUUUCGUUGAUGAAAUUAAAUUUUAAGAAACUUCCCCUAUA